AUGGCGCCGGAGCUUAACAACGGUGGCAAGCGCGACGACGGCAACAUCAGAAACCCAACCAUUAGCCCUGUGGCUCCGGGCGAAGCCGUCAGUGAUGUGAAAACCCAAACGAUGAAAGUAAAACCAAGCAGGCUGCACGAAGAGAUCGUCGCUUUUGCAGCACAGCUCACACCGACCGCUGAGGAACAUGGACGAUGUGAUGCAAUAAUUGAACUGGUCAGGAAAACAUGCUACGAGACAUUUGGGACGCAGGCUCAGGUGGAGCCAUUUGGGAGCUUCGUGAAUGGCCUGGCGACAUCUUCCUCUGACGUUGACUUGGUCAUCUGUGGACUCCUGAACCCGGACUCGCCUGGGGGAUUUUUUGGACACAAACAAGUGCUUGCCGGCCAGCACCUGCGGAAACUGAAGGAAAAAUUGCUGGAGUGCCCCAAGAUGCACAUAGCCCAUGCUCAGCUCAUUCAGCAUGCCAAGAUUCCGUUGUUGAAGUUCACAACCGAAGAUGGGGUCAUGGUGGACCUCUCCAUCAACGAUGACAUGGGCCCAAAGGCUGCGAGGUUCAUGAUUGAGAAGGUGAGGCAGUACCCCGCUCUCAGGCCGCUCGCGCUGGUGCUCAAGGCCUUCCUCAAGGCGUACCACCUAGGUGACGUCAAGGACGGUGGCCUUGGGGGCUUUGCCCUGGCCAACCUCCUUGUGGCCCACAUCCAGGAGACGAUGAAGGCCGGACAGCCGACUGCUGACUUCGGGGAGCUGCUGCUGCAUUUCUUCGACCGCUACGCCAACCUCUUCAACCCCGAGCUGCAGGCCGUGUCGGUGCGCAUGGGCGGCAUCGUCGCCCGGUACUGGGUGGAGCACUACGGCGGCGGGGGCCGGAGGGGCGGCCGGCAUGGCAAGACCAUCCGCGCGGUGGGCAACAGCUACAGCCCGAUGUUUGGCGAGCAGUGGGUGGUGGAGAACCCCCUAACGGGGUUGGACGUGGCACAGGGCUCCUUCAACAUCUACAUCGUUAGGGAGUUGUUCGGCUGGGCGUGCUGGACGCUCAAGUCCGUGAUGCACAGCCGCGACGGCCAGAAGGGCACCCCUGGCGUGAGCCCGCUGGGGCUCCUGUUCAACAGGGUGGUGGUUGAGUGA
Messenger RNA from Ostreobium quekettii, 1128 nucleotides. Lineage: Eukaryota; Viridiplantae; Chlorophyta; Ulvophyceae; Bryopsidales; Ostreobiaceae. The record is from the annotation of a GenBank genome assembly.